AUGGAUGCUUUUAUUAAUCUACUGAGGCAACAGUACCAAAACCAUCCAGAACAUUUCAGGAGCGUCAGAAUGUGCUUUCUUGAUCAUGUAUUUUCUCGGCAGUGGAGGGCCUCCUACCCUGAUUUUAAGAGCGACGCUCCUGACGCCAACGGUUUAGGAAGAAGACUCCCUGGUGGGGCGUGGAAUUAUCAUGCAGGCUUGAUACCUUCUUUUUGCCAAUCUAAGAAGGUUUGGGGGGUGGAUGUAGAUGAUAUCUAUGCACCUGUGAACUUCAAAAACCAGCAUUGGAUUGCUAUAUGGAUAUCGAUCCCUAAGAGGCACAUCGUCGUCUGGGACAGCAUUGUCUCUCAUAUUAGCCCUAAAGAACUCGAUGAGGUAAUGGAGCAUUUUGUCACAAUGGUCCCUUAUCUGCUUGUUGAGUGCGCGCUCUCUGACGAACAAAAGGUUCAAUACACAUUGGAGCCAUACACAUAUGCGAGACAAACCGUUGGAGUACCUCAGUGCCGAGCUGGUGAUUGUGGCACCUUCACUCUGAAGUACAUCGAAUGUCAUGCUCUUGGGAUAGAAUUUCCCACCGCGUUUGACAAAAAACACGGGAAGACCAUCAGGGAGAAGAUGGCGCUGGAUAUAUUUCGAGAGCUUCUUAUGUGCCAUGAAUGGGAAAACCAAGACAAUGAUGAGAACCUGGCAACGUAUGAUUAGAUA
Brassica rapa (field mustard) is the source of this 705-nucleotide messenger RNA. RefSeq lists its product as uncharacterized. Gene Ontology annotation, cellular component: nucleus. Gene Ontology annotation, molecular function: deSUMOylase activity. The record is from RefSeq and is a predicted model, not a curated record. NCBI's taxonomy places the organism in Eukaryota, Viridiplantae, Streptophyta, Magnoliopsida, Brassicales, Brassicaceae. Gene Ontology annotation, biological process: proteolysis; protein desumoylation.